AGUCAGAAAACUUUCUAACUAAACACCGAUAAGACUUCAUACAACUCACAAUACUUUAUAUUGUAAUCAUCACAAGAGCCAAGGCUACCUAAAAGAAGAGAGUGGUUGAGCUCACAUUUGGCCGCCAGCUUUUUACCUUUCUCUUCACCAUUUAAAACUUGAGACUUCCUGCUUUCCUGGGGUCAUGGAUAAAGUCCAAUACCUCACUCGCUCUGCUAUUAGAAGAGCUUCAACCAUUGAAAUGCCUCAACAAGCACGUCAAAAUCUUCAGAACCUAUUUAUAAAUUUCUGUCUCAUUUUAAUAUGUCUCUUGUUGAUCUGCAUCAUUGUGAUGCUUCUCUGAAGUUCUGCUGCAAUCUCCAGUGAUGCAACUUGUCACCAUCAACUUAAUAUCUGCCAUCCCAUGAAGAGGGGAAAAUAAUACUAUAUAACAGACCACUUCUAAGUAGAAGAUUUUACUUGUGAAAAGGUCAAGAUUCAGAACAAAAGAAAUUAUUAACAAAUGUCUUCAUCUGUGGGAUUUUGUAAACAUGAAAAGAGCUUUAUUUUCAAAAAUUAACUUCAAAAUGACUAUAGGUGCGCAUAAUGUAAUUGCUGAAUUCCUCAACAAAGCUUGUAAAAGUUUCUAUGCCAAAUUUUUUCUGAGGGUAAAGUAGGAGUUUAGUUUUAAAACUGCUCUGCUAACCAGUUCACUUCACAUAUAAAGCAUUAGCUUCACUAUUUGAGCUAAAUAUUUAUAUUGUACUGUAAAUGCCUAUGUAAUGUUUAUUAAGAUUUUUCAAGUCUCCGCUAAGUACGAAAAUAAUCAUCCAAAUGAAGUCAUCAUUUGAAAUAGCCUACUGAUUCCUUACAUCUGUUAUCUUUAUAAUUAUCAUUCAGAAGUCUUUCUAGUAAUAGUAACUCUCAUAACCUACAUUUUGAAAUAUAAAUUGUAUUCUUUCUCUGUACAACACUAACAUCUUUUUUUAAGUUUAUGAGAAUCAAGUAGGAAAAAAUAAGACCAUACUCUUACAUAAAUAAAAUUUCUCUUAACUUUUUCAAAGAAUUACAGAGUUGUAGUGUAUGAAGGCAAACCAUAAAUCUGCUCUCUGUAGUACAUUAUGAUCAAGAGACAAAAACAAUUGGUUAAUUUAACAGCUGAGAGUAUGAUUAGCCAAUUACUAAUACACUAACAGAACAGAGUCUAACAUAAGGCACUGUAGUUGAUCACCUAAGUACAUAACUUACCACAUUAUGUCUUUGAAAUCAUGAAAUCUUAAGACUUUAGAAUGAUUUUAUAGAUUGUCUUCUAUUCUUAACCUCAUACUUAAUAUAGGCAAGGAAAAGAAUUUUAAAAAUAAAAGGAGAAAUACUCUUUCAAGCAUUAAAAAAAUAAAAUUUGGGGUUCCCCAAUAUUAAUUCCUUGAUCAUAUUUUGACAUGAACUCUUUGUCCUACUGUUUAUAACAAGAUAUAGCUAUUUUCCUUAAUCUAUCAACCAAAUGUUCAAUACCUAUUUGGUAGGCAAUCCUACCAUGCUAAAUUAUAAACCCAGUAAUGUCAAUCUACAAUUUUUUCCUUAAAUACAUUUUCAAUUUCCCCUCUGAUCAUUUAAAAAUAUCUUCUAACUCAUAAUAGAAGUAAAAAUUGGUAUUGGAAAAUAUAUUCACCAAAAUUUGGUAAUUUAACUUGAUUCUGUUUAAAAUUAGGUUUAAAGUGGUUUAUACCUAUACUGCAUAAUCCAGUAAUUUUAACUUCAAGACAUAUUACUAAUAUAGCAACUACUAAGAGAAUAAAGAACAUAUUAUUUACUGUAUUAUUUGUGGAAAUGUGGCUACUAAAAGAAUUUGAAAAGUCAGUACUGAUCUUGGUUUAUAUAUAUAUAGUACAAGUGCUGCUAACAGAUUAGUAAAGGAGACACUGCUUUUGGAUUUUUUCUGGGUACCUGACAGGUAAUGGGGAUGGGCAGGGGAAUAAUUUUGGUUCACAGAUACCUGAGGAACAGAGGGAAAAGAAUCUCAUACCAACAGGGAGAUUUCUUCAGCAAAGCCUCAUCUAAUACCAAAUAGAACACUUAUAGAUAGUAAGCAAUAUAUUCAACAUUACCAGUUAUUAGUAAUUAUUUGUGAAAGAAGUAACCAAGUUCUAUAGCUGCACUGAUGUUAAUAAGUGGGAAAUCUGAAAUGCUAAAAUUCUAUUCCUUUCAUUUUAAUGUUCAUUAUUACUUAUAUCAACACCAAACUAUAAAAUGUGAAGCUAUGGGUUAUUUCCCUAAGUAAAAUAAAAAUAAGUUUUUGUUUUUCAUUCUGCCUUCAAUAGAAAUUAAAACCUUUUUCUUGAAGAUUACGGAAUACUAGAACUCAGAUUAUAAUGUAGAACAAAAACCUAACCUUUAAACGGAACUUAUUUAUUCUGUUUAUCAUGAUAUGUAAAGAAUAAGAUAUAAUAAGACAAUGUAUUUAAAAUUUUUAAAUACCAAAUAUUCUUUCUACUGUAGAAUAAAUUCUACUAAUCUUAAUUUACAGGGUACUAAAAAUGAACUCAUUUUUAAAUGUUUAAUGUUGCCUUUUAUAUACUUUAGUUGGUUCAAAAUGUUUAUUUAAUGCAAAUCACCUAUAUUAAAAAAAGAACCUUCUUG
Messenger RNA from Canis lupus familiaris (dog), 2616 nucleotides. It is a transcript of the gene PLN, whose product is annotated as phospholamban. Gene Ontology annotation, molecular function: ATPase inhibitor activity. Gene Ontology annotation, biological process: negative regulation of ATPase-coupled calcium transmembrane transporter activity; negative regulation of heart rate; negative regulation of calcium ion import into sarcoplasmic reticulum. The record is from RefSeq and is marked provisional. Lineage: Eukaryota; Metazoa; Chordata; Mammalia; Carnivora; Canidae. Gene Ontology annotation, cellular component: sarcoplasmic reticulum; membrane.